CUUCAAUCCACGAAGAAUAACGGUUUUGGUCUGACGCGCAUGCGCACUGGGCCAACAGUCCGUUCGCGCGGGUGUCUAGUGCUUGCCUGUUUGCGUCAGUAAAGUUGGUUUAACGUCGGUAAACUCAGACAGUCUCUGUAAGGCCGCUUUUCUCCGAUAAAUGGUUCGUUUUCGGUGUGAAACAUGAAGCUUGGCGCCGUUUCUGUCACCGUUUAAACCACCUACAAACAGCUGCUAGCUCGGACAUUAGCCGAAGCUAAAGGAAGCUCUAAACGACCCGGUGAGCAGCUCAGGCUGCUCCCUGCUGAGCUGUGACGUCAGAGAGGAGGAAGAGGAAGAUGUCUCCGGUGUCAGACCCGGAGGUGAACUCGGUGCUGGGCAGAGGAGAGCAGGCCCAAGAGGCAGCGCUGUCCCGAGAGGACUGCCUGUGUCCUGUCUGCCUGGAGAUCUUCAUGGAGCCUGUGACACUGCCCUGCACCCACACCUUCUGCAAGGUGUGUUUCCUGGAAACAGUGGAUAAAGCCACACUGUGCUGCCCUGUGUGCAGAAAGAGAGUCUCCACCUGGGCCAGGUUACACAGCAGGACCAACACGCUUGUGAAUGAUCAGCUCUGGAGGCGGAUCCAGACCUGUUUCCCCCUGCAGUGUGAGCGUCGCUUCAGCGGGCAGGAUGAGGCCGAGGAUCCACAUCCAGCGUUGGUGUGUUUCCGCAGAGUCAGUGAGCCUGGAGAGCUGAGGCAGGAGUAUGAAGACCAGAUCACUAAACUGACUGAGGAGAAGCAAGUGCUGGAGGAGGAGCAGAGGAGGGCCAGUGAGGAGUACAUCCAGAGACUACUUGCUGAGGAAGAGCAGCUGCUGCAGGAGGAGAGCAAGAGGACAGAGGAAGACGAACGGCUGGCCAGACUGCUCAGUGACCAGUUGAACUCUGCUCCCGUCUCUGAGGAAAACCUCCAUCAUGUUGAUGUGACAUCAGUGAAGAAGAAGAAGGAGGUCUCCGUGGGACACAUUGAGAAGUUCCUUUGUCCCCGUAUGGCUCCUCCCAGGUCCACCUUUAGCUCUGCUUCUAGCCGUGUGAUCAACAAGGAGAACAUCCUCCUUUCAGAGGUGGAGCUACCAGUGGAGCGCCCACUGCCUCGACUGGAUUAUUAUGAACAUCAGAUAGCACUCCACCCACAUGAGGACGGGGAGGAACGUCAACUGGGGCAUCAGGUGAUCAGACACGGAGGAUCUUCAUCGGCCAAGAGGAAGAGCUCAGAGCUGGAGGCCACAGAGGUGGAGGAGGAGACAAGCACCAAGAGAGGCUGUCAUCUUCUCUGCUCCUCCUCCACCCUGCAGGAGGUGGCUGAGUGGGAGUUACAGGACAGGCGGAGGCAGGAGGAGGAGGAUCGGAGGCUUGCUCUGCUCCUGCAAAAGCAGCUCGACCAGGAGGAGAGACAGCAAGCCACUGACAGACGCAAAGGCUCCGCCGACGCUUAUCAACUCCGCCAGCUCCAAGGAGCCAAGGAGGAGGCCCACACCCCCAUCACAAUGGGAAAAGACUCCAGAAGAGUGCCAAAGACCUGCACCACCCCAUCUUCCUCGUCCUCCAAGACCUCUGUAUCCUCCUCUCCAUCUUAGAACACUCUGAAGCCCUCCUCCUCCUCCUCCUCAGGGAGGGGGUGUAAACAGACCCUUCUAACUGAGAUGUUCUCCACCCUCAGCAGCUGAGUCUCCUCCUCCUUCUUCUUUCCCACAGAAACAUGAAUAAAGUGAGCAGACGGACA
Messenger RNA from Archocentrus centrarchus (flier cichlid), 1762 nucleotides. RefSeq names its product ring finger protein 168 (gene rnf168). Lineage: Eukaryota; Metazoa; Chordata; Actinopteri; Cichliformes; Cichlidae. Gene Ontology annotation, cellular component: site of double-strand break; nucleus. Gene Ontology annotation, biological process: double-strand break repair; protein ubiquitination. The record is from RefSeq and is a predicted model, not a curated record. The transcript has 8 exons. Gene Ontology annotation, molecular function: metal ion binding; nucleosome binding; ubiquitin-protein transferase activity. Bases 339 to 1616 code for a protein of 425 amino acids.